This is a messenger RNA of Encephalitozoon hellem ATCC 50504, 1059 nucleotides long. RefSeq lists its product as uncharacterized. Lineage: Eukaryota; Fungi; Microsporidia; Unikaryonidae. Bases 1 to 1059 code for a protein of 352 amino acids. The record is from RefSeq and is a predicted model, not a curated record. The transcript has a single exon.
AUGGCAAAAGAGACACUAGAUCUGUACGAAAGAUCGAAGGGAAUCCCUUCCAAAAUCAGAAUAGUUGGAGGUCCGAAUAACCUGGCAUAUGGAGAGGGCGACGAGCUGGAUGUAUUGGAUGCAAACACUGUUGAGACAUUUACCUUGGAGGAGUUCAAGGCAAUAGUGCUGGACUGUAGAUUAAAGAAUAAGGAUUUUAUACUUGCAAGAGUUACGACGCCAGACCCGGAUGACCAGAGCAUCAUAUACAACUUUUACUAUGCAGCAUCCGAGCUGAAUAGAAUAUUGUUCAGGUUCGAGUCGGAUAGGAGGCUACUACAUAGAAUGAAAGUCCGAAAUCCUCUCAACAACAUGUACAUACUGGGGCAGGUGUAUUACUACAAAAUACCACCACAGGAAGUCGACAGGGCGUUGAUUGAGUAUUUCUUCGUUGAGACCAAAGUGGAGGGCAAAAUUACAAAAAAGGCAUUUUCCCAGGUGUUUAGGCACAAGAUAGAGGAGGCAGAAGACAGCAAAAGAUGCCACAAGUCAAGAGACAGUCUCGAUGCAAAUGAUAGAUCCUUGAAGAUGAACAGUGUUGAGGAGAAUCCAAGGGAGAUAAUAGAGAAGAUUCAGAAAGGCAUGAUAACCAUACCCAAGACAAUCCCUCCAGAAAGGAGUGUCUUAUACAGCGCCAACUACUUUGCCUCAGACGACGACUUUCUGAUGCAGCCAGAGGUCAGAGAGUACUUCAGAAGAAAUACGCUGGACGCUGAUGACGACUUUCUGUUUGAAAUAGAUAGAACACAGAACGACUUCUUUGCGCUCCUUGAGACGGCAUCUGAAGAUGAAAAUGAAGAGGUUCUUGGGUGGAAAAGAGUUCUCACUGCUCAUAUCAGCAUGCUGGUGACGCUUCUGACUGUAUGCCUUGUCCUUGGGGUAGGUCCCCAAAUGGUCCUUGUUGCUCUUCCGCUAGCUGUUGUCCUUAUAUUUUCGUUCAUUGGCUCGAUUUUUUAUAUUCUAUUCUGCAGGAGAAAUACAUUUGAUACUCUGGCCGUUAACAGCAUUGAAGAGGUGUAA